Molecule: messenger RNA, 144 nt
Organism: Peronospora matthiolae
Lineage: Eukaryota; Oomycota; Peronosporomycetes; Peronosporales; Peronosporaceae
Source: the annotation of a GenBank genome assembly
AUGGCAACAGUAUGCCACGAGAAGAGGCAGCAGCAAGAUGAUUCCAACCAUAGCUUAGCGUUGUUGGUCUUGCAUGAACUCCAAGUGCCGAUGAUCCUGCAGACGUACAAGAACGGAUUCCAGCUCACUGAUUCUGGUUGCUAG